Molecule: messenger RNA, 3925 nt
Organism: Phalaenopsis equestris
Lineage: Eukaryota; Viridiplantae; Streptophyta; Magnoliopsida; Asparagales; Orchidaceae
Product: importin-11
Exons: 25
Coding region: 281-3322 (1013 amino acids)
Biological process (GO): protein import into nucleus
Cellular component (GO): nuclear envelope; cytosol
Molecular function (GO): small GTPase binding
Source: RefSeq, a predicted model, not a curated record
UGUGUGCUAUGUAAAUGCCUGUACGUCUUGCCUACACAAAUUUUUUCCCUUUCCGCGGCUUUUUUCCCUUUCCGCGGCUCGAAGUGCCGAUUUCCCCCGCUCCCUUUUACCGCGCCUUCACCCCUCCGCUCCAUCCUCGACACUGCCCUAGCAUACCGUCCUUAGCUACUCCUACCCGCGCCAUUUCCGUCUACUUCCCUUGAGUCCCAGUUGUACCUUCGAUUCCUGGUUUCUUUCUGGGGGCGGGCGGCGGAUUUGCUCCCGAUUGGCUGAGGGAACAAUGGCUCUAUCGGCGUCCGACGUCCAAACCGUCUACUCACUCCUCUCCGACGCCAUCAGCCCUGACGCAUCUGUACGAAGUCCGGCAGAGUCCGCCCUCUCACAGUGUGAGCGCCGGCCCGGGUUUUGCUCAUGUCUCCUAGAAAUCAUCGUCACCAGGGAUUUGGCUUGCCGUGAUGACAUCCGGCUCUUGGCUUCCGUCUUCUUUAAGAACUGCGUGCGCCGCCUCUGGAGGCAACGUGUUAUCAGCAAUGAUGAGAAAGCUCAUAUUCGGAAAAAGUUGUUGUUAGGUAUUCGUGAAGAAAGUUCUCAGAUAGCACUUCACUUGGCUGAUCUUAUCUCAAAAAUUGCACGUAUGGAUUAUCCGAAAGAAUGGCCAGAGCUUUUUUCCUUCUUGGCACAGCAGCUUCAGUCAGCGGACAUACUAACGUCACAUAGGGUUUUUAUGGUUCUUUUUAGAACAUUAAAGGAACUGUCAACAAAGCGCCUUAGUGCUGAUCAAAGAACCUUCUCUGAGAUAGCUGCACUACUAUUCGAUUAUUCGUGGAGCCUAUGGAAGAGUGAUGUACAGACUAUAUUACAGAGUUUUUCCAGUUUAGCUCUGCCUGAUCCAUCAAAUUCUUUGAGGGAACAUCAAAGUAGUCUACUUUUGACUUGUGAAAGAUGGUUGUUUUGUACUAAGAUAAUUCGACAGCUGAUUAUUUCUGGAAAUGCAAGCGAUGCAACGUCUGCUCAGGAGGUUCGGUCGGUCAAGGAGGUCUGUCCUAUGCUCUUGAGUGCUAUUCAAUCGUUUCUUCCAUAUUGCAUUUCAUUCAUAGGACAACCAGAGCUUUUGGACUUCAUAAAGAGAUCUUGCGUUAAAUUGAUGAAGGUUCUGGCUGCACUUCAGAGCAGACAUCCAUACUCAUUUGGUGAUAACAAUGUUCUUCCUGCUAUUUUGGAUUUCUGCUUGAAUAAGAUAAUCAAUCCCGGACAAACAGUACCAUCUUUUGAUGAGUUUCUGAUUCAUUGCAUGGUUUUAAUCAAGUCUAUCUUAGAGUGUAAAGAGUACAAGCCUAGCCUUACUGGUCGAGUAAUUAAUGGAAGUGGAGACUCUUUAGAACAAAGGAAAAAAAGCAUCUCUACUGCUGUUGUUGACAUGAUUGCAGCAGUUUUGCCUAACGAACGUGUUGUUCUGCUGUGCAACAUUUUGAUAAGAAGGUAUUUCAUUUACACGUCAAAUGACUUGCAUGAAUGGUUUCAAAACUCUGAAUCCUUUCACCAUGAGCAGGACAUGCUGCAGUGGUCAGAGAAACUUAGGCCAUGUGCUGAAGCUCUCUAUAUCGUUUUGUUUGAAAAUUAUAGACCUCUGCUUGCUCCUGUGGUGGUCUCUAUACUUAAAGAGGCGAUGAGUGGUUCACCACCGUCAGAAAGUGAAAUUAGUCCUGCAAUGCUACUAAAAGAUGCUGCUUAUAGUGCUGCUGGACAUGUCUAUUAUGAGCUCUCGGCUUACCUGAAUUUCAAUGACUGGUUCAAUGGGUCCCUUUCUGUAGAGCUUUCUAAUAAUCAUCCAAACUUGUUAGUCAUUCAUAGGAAAAUUGCGUUGAUACUUGGGCAGUGGGUUUCUGAGAUUAAAGGAGACACCCGAAAGUCAGUAUAUCAUGCUCUGAUCAGAUUGCUUCAGGACAAUGACAUUGCUGUUAGACUUGCAGCCUGUCGUUCUUUGUGUUAUCUAGUUCAAGACUCCAACUCUUCUGAACAAGACUUUUUUGACCUCUUGUCCACAUGUUGGAAUAUGUGCUUCAAAUUGGUGGAAGACGUUCAAGAGCUAGACUCGAAGGUCCAAGUCCUAAACCUCAUAUCUUUGCUUACUGAACAUUUGGGUGAAAAGAUUACCCAAUUUGCCGGCCAACUGGCAAAUUUUUUCCGAAAGAUGUGGGAGGAAUCCGUUGGUGAAAGUUUACUGCAGAUUCAACUUCUUGAGGCCCUUAGAAAUUUUGUUUGCUCGCUUGGCUAUCAGUCUUCUGUCUGCUAUAACAUGCUUAUACCUAUUCUACAAAAGGGUAUUAACGUUGAUAAUCUUGAUGCACUAAAUCUAUUGGAGGAUAGUAUUCUGCUUUGGGAAGCUGUACUUUCGCAUGCAACAUCAAUAGUGCCUCAGCUGUUAAACCUUUUUCCCUCCCUGGUGGCCAUCAUUGAGAAAAGUUUUGAUCAUUUGCAGGUGGUUGUAGAUAUCAUAGAGGACUACAUAAUUUUUGGCGGUGCAGAGUUUUUAAAUAUGCAUGCCUCAACUGUAGCAAAAUUGCUUGAUGGUAUUGUUGGAAACGUAAAUGAUAAAGGACUUCUUUCAACAAUUCCAAUUCUUGAUAUAUUGAUUCAGUGCUUUCCCUUAGAAGCACCUCCAUUGAUGUCUGGAGUUCUUCAGAAACUCAUAUUGUUAUGCUUGAGUGGAGAAGAUGACCGGAAUCCUUCCCGGACAGCAGUGCGAACUUCCUCCGGAGCUAUUCUGGCAAGGCUGUUGGUAAUGAAUACCAAUUAUCUUGGACAUCUGGCGUCUGAUCCAGCUCUAACGAUGGCUCUUCGACAAGCUGGUCUUUCCAUCAAUCAAAAUAUUCUUCUCUGCUUGGUAGAUUUGUGGGUUGACAAGAUUGAUAAUACAACAUUCAUCCAGAGAAAGACCUAUGCUUCAGCUCUCUCUAUUAUUUUAACACUAAGGGUACCAGAGAUCAUAGAUAAACUUGAUGAAAUUCUAAGUGUUUGCACUACUGUCAUUCUGGGAGGACCAGAAGACACUAGCCAGGAAGAUUCCAGUGCUGAUGCUACAAGUUCAUCCUGGCGUAAUAACGAGAGCCUCAGCUACUACAAUGGGGUCCCAAGCAAAGAGUUGCGUCGAAGACAAAUUAAAGAUUCCGAUCCGAUCAAGCAAUUGUCGCUGCAGAGCAUGCUGAGGGACAAUCUGAAUGCUUGUGCAGCUUUUCUAGGGGAGUCCUCUUUCCAUGAAGCCAUGAGCAGGAUGCAUCCAUCAGCAUUUGCUCAGUUACAGCUGGCAUUAAAAAUGGCAUAAAGAUAAUCCAUCCAACAUAAUUUUAUUCAAUCUGAAGCAUUUUGCCUUCUUCCCAAGCAUUCAACCGUAUAAAUCACAUUUGGUGGUUGUGUACGACUUCGACUUUUCGAGAGUGCCGCAUUUUAGCGCUCCAUAUAUACACCAUGUUGCAGAUUCUUUUCAUAGCAUUGAUUGCCUCAAAUUUCAAGAAUGCAGGAUCAUCUCGCCGAAAAGCCUAAAUUUUUGCUGUGUAACCGGCUGUCACGGUGAUUCAACGCGUCACAAUCCUGUCAUGAUCUUGCUGCUACGAUAUGGUUUCCUGAUUCCAUGUUAUGAGAUCAGCGAAGAACCGAGUUAAGUCAACUCAUAAUGCAGCUCAUGUUCAGCUCGAUAAGUGAUUCGUGAGCUGACAAGAUGAAUUUGAGUUAGCUUAGCUAGACUUGUCGGCUCAUGCCUCGACACUUUCAAGUAAUAUUAAUAUAAAGGAUGGUUGCAUACAGACCAUCUGAAACUCACCGAGGUGCUUUUUUGAUGUGCUGAACCAAUGUAUUUACCCAUGUUAAAAUGGUCCGGGGUUCUAAUCAUGGAUUUUGAUAUUUAAGUGAGAAUUUGAAAUGUAAAUAG